Cryphonectria parasitica EP155 is the source of this 855-nucleotide messenger RNA. RefSeq lists its product as uncharacterized. The record is from RefSeq and is a predicted model, not a curated record. Gene Ontology annotation, cellular component: cytoplasm; nucleus. The coding region runs from base 1 to 855 and encodes 284 amino acids. Lineage: Eukaryota; Fungi; Ascomycota; Sordariomycetes; Diaporthales; Cryphonectriaceae. The transcript has a single exon. Gene Ontology annotation, biological process: secondary metabolite biosynthetic process.
AUGACGGUCUCGUGCGAUUCGGAACAACUUCGCCUCCCACGCAUCCUCUGCCUGCACGGCGGCGGUUCAAACGCCCGGGUUUUCCGCGCACAAUGCCGAUCCAUCACAGUUAUUCUGGGAACCCACUUCCGCUUUGUGUUCGUCGAUGCACCAUUCCUGUCACAAGCCGGCCCUUGCGUUCUGUCCGUCUACAACGGCUGGGGCCCUUUUCGUCGCUGGUUGCGAUGGACAGAUGAUCAUCCCGAAAUGGAUGCGGCAGCCGCCACUGCGGCCAUAGAAAAAUCCAUCCAGCUGGCUAUAGAGCAGGAUGACGCUCUCGGGGCCACUGGCGAAGUGGUUGCGCUGCUUGGCUUCAGUCAGGGAGCCAAGAUGGCUGCAUCGAUGCUAUAUCGGCAGCAAGUUCGCAUGAUGAGGAAGAAAAAAGAACCUGAGAUGGGACUAGCACAGGGCACGAACGCUAUGUGCUUUCGUUUUGGGGUGCUCCUGGCCGGAAGAGGACCCCUUGUUGCGAUGGAUCCCGAGUUCCUCAGCCGUUCCAGCCUUCCUGAUACGUCGGCCCUGAGCGGCGUGGACAGUGGCUACAGCGAUGUCAACGACAAAGGAGAGCAUACGUUGCACAUUCCGACCUUACAUGUACAUGGCUUGCAGGAUCCUGGCAUCAACUGUCAUCGAAGAUUGUAUGAGAGAUACUGUGAUGGGGCUACCACGAGGCUGGUGGAGUGGAAUGGAGAUCACCGUGUGCCAAUCAAGACAUGUGAUGUAAUUGCUGUUGUUGGCGAGAUCAUGAGUCUUGCUAGGCAGACUGGAGUAUUGGGCGCAUGGAACUAUUUGGAAGUCGAUGAGAAGCUUCUCUGA